AUGCAGUUCCCCACGAUGUUCUCCACCCUAUUCAUCUUCGCCUCAGUGCUCACCUCUUCCAUCGCUAUCGCUGCUGAGGCCCUUCCCCCCGUCGCCCACGUUACCGACUGCAACGGCAAAACCUACAUGCUCGACACCACCGGCCAAAACAACGUCCGCGUCAUCACUCAGGACAGAGCAGACGGCUACUACAUCCAACCUGUCAGCUACCACGUAGACUCAGGCACCACGUGCAAUUUCUACAGCGAAUCGACCCGCGGCGUUGGGUAUCCCAUCGGCAAAUACUAUGGCCCCGUAGACGGAGACUUUGUGGGUGACUGGGCUGCGUUUUACGAGUGCUGGGAUGUGGAGUCUGAGAUUGAGUCUCUGACUAGGCGGAGAGGGCGGAGCUUCAGGGCCUAA
Alternaria viburni is the source of this 402-nucleotide messenger RNA. RefSeq lists its product as uncharacterized. The coding region runs from base 1 to 402 and encodes 133 amino acids. NCBI's taxonomy places the organism in Eukaryota, Fungi, Ascomycota, Dothideomycetes, Pleosporales, Pleosporaceae. The transcript has 2 exons. The record is from RefSeq and is a predicted model, not a curated record.